Messenger RNA from Kwoniella botswanensis, 798 nucleotides. RefSeq lists its product as uncharacterized. The coding region runs from base 1 to 798 and encodes 265 amino acids. The transcript has 6 exons. Lineage: Eukaryota; Fungi; Basidiomycota; Tremellomycetes; Tremellales; Cryptococcaceae. The record is from RefSeq and is a predicted model, not a curated record.
AUGCUCGCCCGAUCUGCUCUCAUCGCUAUUGCGGCUUCCACUUCUUAUGCGGCGGCAGGCUGUACCACCCAACUCGCCUCUCUAGCUCUAGGUGAUCUAGGAUCAUGUCUUCAGUUAACAAGCUUGUUACCAGUCUUGAGCGGUAGUUCCAACGACUCGAUAACAUCCACCAUCAACACCUACCUCGGUUCGCUCUGUUCAUCCUCCACACCAACAUGUGAUAAUUCAACUUUGACCUCUGCUCAAUCGUCCGUCAAUUCAGCUUGUUCAUCUGACUAUUCGGCUGGCGGAACAGACGCAGUUGAGAUCCAAGGGCUCGUAGGGUUGUUGGGUAAUUACAAUGAAAUCUACGCGGCGGGAUGUUCAAAGAAUUCUACGACCGACACUUACUGUGUAACCGACGCUUUGACAACCGUUCAAAAUGCUACUGGACAAUCCAUUACUGUCAAUUACCUUACUUCCAUCUUAUCAGGUGAUAGUUCAACUUUAUCAGGUUUGGAAUCUGUUUUGUCCUCUGGAUCACUCUGUACAGGUUGUGUAUCGGGUAUCUACUACGAAGCCAAACAGGCUAAUUCUUCAAUCGGCGACACAUCGUUCGGCCAGGCUUUGACCCAACAGUGCGGUUCUACAUUCGGUACCACUGCACCAAAUACCACUUCCACCUCAACUACGUCCUCUUCUUCAGCAGCUUCCAGCGGAUCAUCCUCAGCGGGUGAGAUGUCGAUUCCGUACGCUACGUUCGGUGUGGUCGGUACUAUGCUUGGUGCUGUUGUAGUUGGUGCAGCUGCUGUACUUUAG